GUCAAUUGAUUUCACAGUGGCGUGAGCGACAGGCGAUACAACAAUACAACAGCUGAUCACUUACCGGUGACAAAACUGCAUCAUAUCGAACGAUUGACGUUUUUGAGGUUGACCGAUCAAUGUCAGUCAAAAUGGAUGAGACUUUUCGUUGUGUUACUUGCACAGCCCCUGUAAAUAUAGCCGUGAUCAAGUACUGGGGUAAACGAAAUGAGAAGCUGAUUCUGCCGACAAAUCCUUCCUUGAGUGUCACACUGGGACAGGAUGAGUUGCGAGCAAAGACCUCUGUGGCUUUCAGUUCCAAAUAUACAGAAGACAGGAUGUGGCUGAACGGAAAGGAAGAGUCAGUUUCCAGUCAGAGGAUUCAGAAUGUUCUCAAAGAAGUGCGAAGACGGGUUCGCAAGCGCGGAGCACCAGGGGGAGGUAAUGAAGUGGACACGUCGCGACACAUACACAUUGUCUCGGAGAACAACUUCCCCACCGCAGCUGGUCUAGCUUCCUCUGCUGCGGGCUACGCAUGCCUUGUGUACUCUUUGUGCAAGCUGUACGGAGUUCAAGGAGAAAUUUCUGACAUCGCCCGGCAAGGCUCGGGCAGUGCGUGUCGCAGUAUCUAUGGUGGUUAUGUGCUGUGGAAAACUGGCGACCUCAUGGAUGGGACGGAUUCGUUCGCCGAGCAGGUGGCCCCGGAGUCUCACUGGCCCGAGAUGCGGUCUCUCAUCUGUGUGGUGAGCGACCAGAAGAAGCACGUGGGCAGCACGGAGGGCAUGCAGACGACGGUACUGACCAGUGAGCUCAUGCAGCACCGCGUGGACGGGGUGGUCAGUCAGCGGACGGAUGACAUGAUCGAGGCCAUCAUGGCUCGCGACUUUCCCACCUUUGCAAAGAUCACAAUGCAGGAGAGUAACCAGCUCCACGCGGUGUGUCUAGACACGUACCCUCCCAUCUUCUACAUGACAGAUACGUCCCGUCUCAUCGUGAGGCUGGUGCACGCUAUCAACGACGUUCUGGGAGACAUCAAGGUGGCUUACACGUUUGAUGCGGGCCCAAACGCGUGUCUAUACUUGCUGAAGGAGGAUGUUCCUCGUGUCAUGGGACUACUGCGGCACUUUUUCCCACCGGCUCAGAGAAAUGGAGAGCCGUUCGUGACCGGUCUGCCAGUGGACGAGCUGCCAGUCACAGAGAGCGACCUGGCAGGCAUCAGCUUGCCUCAGAGUGAAGGAGCCAUCAAGUACGUCAUCCACACCAAGGUUGGGCCGGGGCCUCAGGUGGUGACUGACCCCAGCGAGUCGUUGAUCGACGCCGACGGCAGCCCCAAGCAGAAGAGCAGCUAGUCUUGACUACUCCGCUAGUUUUUCUACCAGCAAACCGUUCACGUACAACUACUGUGUUUAUGUUCUUCUGUAUGUCUGUCCAUUUCUUUUUAGAUUUGAUGAGCGCAAAUUGACACAGGGAAAAUCUGUUACGAGUGAAGUUGUGGGUUCGAAACUAGAGUGGCAACAACGAUCAGUUGCUUGUUCCUGCUACUUUUCUUGUAACUUUGUUUUCUCGUGAAAUAAUGCUCGUAUUUUGAUGACUCGUAUACGUACACUGAACAGCAUUUUGUAAUCAAAUGAAAUGUAUUAAACAUUGAGUUCAGCAGAAUAGAAGUGGUUCUUGUGUGAAAGAUUGAACGUUUUGUUUUCUUGUGAGGUUCUAAAAGGGUAUUGCAAGAAAGAUUCUUGUCUUGAAUGUGAGAUAAUGUUGGAAGUAACUUGUUUGUUGUGAAGAAGAUUGUGAGUUUCUCUGUGGUGAGAGAACUACAUGAGAUGAUAUCGGUGAAUUGCAUUUUGAUGUACAGUAGAUGUAGCAUGUGUUUGUGAGUUAGAAUUGAUUUUCUUUGAAUCUUUUCUAUGCCAGGAAUUUAGAUUGAAGAAGCAGGAAA
This is a messenger RNA of Aplysia californica (California sea hare), 1918 nucleotides long. Its product is annotated as diphosphomevalonate decarboxylase. Gene Ontology annotation, molecular function: ATP binding; diphosphomevalonate decarboxylase activity. NCBI's taxonomy places the organism in Eukaryota, Metazoa, Mollusca, Gastropoda, Aplysiida, Aplysiidae. Gene Ontology annotation, biological process: isopentenyl diphosphate biosynthetic process, mevalonate pathway; isoprenoid biosynthetic process. The record is from RefSeq and is a predicted model, not a curated record. Gene Ontology annotation, cellular component: cytosol. The transcript is spliced from 12 exons. Bases 120 to 1328 code for a protein of 402 amino acids.